AUGCCUGCGGCGGUGAACGUUGAGGUCGAUACAGGAGCGCUUGUGUUUGAGCGUCCGAGGUACUUGGGCCGGGGGGUUGAGGUUUUUAAUGCGGAUGAUGUUCCAAUCACGCCCUACGGUUCCUUUAUUAGACCCGAUGAAUAUCCAAAAAAGUUUAACAUCAAUGAGGCUUCUUCCAUCGCCUGUCAGGAAUCGGAGAGCGUGCAGAUGCCGUUGGACUUAUUCUCAUCACAUGAAGAUGCCGGAAGCGCGAUGCAACCUCAACCGCUUGAUCAAUCCUUUGUACCUUCCACGACAGGGAGCUUCGUAUGCGAUGAAAGGAGUUUGAAGCAUCAACUUCACCGCAUCCUUCUCAUAGGUUCCCCGGGACUCGUUUCUACUCAUGUGGCGGCAGGACUUUUGAAACAUGGGUAUCGCGUGAGGCUAUUGGAGCGUGACUACCGUGGUAAGAUCUUUCUUUACGGUUUAGAAAGUCUCAUUGAAACUCGCCCAUCGCGCCUCUCCUUGUUUUACGAGGACGAUCUUUCACUGGCUGUGGCCGACUGUGACGGCGUAGUUUACGUUAACGGACCCGAUACAUCCGAAAUUUCUAAUGAGAACGAUAUUGAGCGCCUUUUUGUGUCAUCCAUACAAGACGUAUUUCUUUCUAUAAAACGCAAUGGUAAAAGCGUGAGACGUGUUGUCUUGAUUAGCCCCGCUUCUUCUAUCUUUCCAGUCGAAACAACGUUGGUUGCUAAAACACGGGGAUUGAAACGUGGCCAAGCGGCUGCAUUAAAGGAGGCGGAGCGUUUGUCUUAUAAAGCAGGUGUACCUUUGACGAUUCUUCUCCCGGCCAUGAUGGUAGGUCCUUCCCUUCUGGGGGAAGGUGAUGGCAACGUCCAGGCCUUGGUACUGCUUGCAGAACAGCAACGUCGAUUUACUUCUCCCAUUUAUUAUAACAUUGUAGACGUAAGAGACGUGGCAGAGGCAUGUGCAUUGGUCCUCAUGGCACCUAGAGCUGAAUACCAGAAGUAUAUUCUUUCUGGAGGGGAAAUGAGUCUGGCGCAAAUUGCCUGUGCUCUUCAACAAUGCAUUCCACGUGUAUCUCCACCAAAAAGACAUCUACCAGUUUGGUUAACGAGGGUAUUGUUGCAUUUGGGAAUUCUAAACUUUCUCGGAUUUGAAUUCUGUGAGCGAGUUGCGUGUGAACGGGUUGGUUGGAGUUACGUGUUAAGUAGCCUUAAGGCUCAACGUGACCUUGCAAUACAGCUGCGAAGUGCGCAGACGGCCGUCGUUACUGCUGUAGCACAUGCAAUGAAUGUGCCAGUAGCGCUCCAGCAGCCAAAUGUUGGUGACACACAAACUUCAGGAAAAGUGCGCAAUCAGGUGCGUGAAAGCAGGCUUUGGAGGGGAUUUCAACUUGUUGGGUUUUCCGUUCUCUUUGCCACAAUCGGCUUUUUUUCUGGGAAACGUCUUUUUAGUCGUUCUAAAGUCACCUAA
Molecule: messenger RNA, 1479 nt
Organism: Trypanosoma cruzi
Lineage: Eukaryota; Euglenozoa; Kinetoplastea; Trypanosomatida; Trypanosomatidae
Exons: 1
Coding region: 1-1479 (492 amino acids)
Source: RefSeq, a predicted model, not a curated record